Molecule: messenger RNA, 1692 nt
Organism: Gekko japonicus
Lineage: Eukaryota; Metazoa; Chordata; Lepidosauria; Squamata; Gekkonidae
Gene: NOX1
Product: NADPH oxidase 1
Exons: 13
Coding region: 1-1692 (563 amino acids)
Biological process (GO): defense response; superoxide anion generation
Cellular component (GO): plasma membrane; NADPH oxidase complex
Molecular function (GO): superoxide-generating NAD(P)H oxidase activity
Source: RefSeq, a predicted model, not a curated record
AUGGGGAACUGGGUGGUCAACCACUGGUUUUCAGCCCUGGUUAUUGUAAUUUGGCUGGGGCUGAACAUUUUCCUCUUUGUGACAUUCUUCUUGACGUUUGACAGGGAUGAAAAAUACCACUAUACAAGACGACUCCUGUGGUCUGCACUGGCUUGGGCACGUGCUUCAGCCAAAUGCAUCAACUUCAACAGCCUGCUGAUCCUGCUGCCAGUUUGCCGGAACCUUCUCUCCUUCCUGAGGGGUACCUGCUCAUGCUGCAGGCGCACCAUGAGGAAGCAACUGGACCACAACCUGACUUUUCACAAGCUGGUAGCCUACAUGAUCGUCCUGCACACAGCUAUUCACAUCAUUGCUCACCUGUGCAACUUUGAGUGGUACAACGAUGCCCAGCAAGCGACAGAUAACAGCCUGGCUUCUGUACUCUCUGAACUGCACCAGGAUGAUGGGCUGUGGCUGAACCCCAUCAAUUCCAACACUACGACACCUUUGCAUGUGGCAUUCACCACCAUUCCAGGCUUAACCGGCGUGAUAAUCACUUUGGCUUUGAUCCUUAUGGUCACCUCUUCCGUGGAGUUCAUCCGCCGGAGCUACUUCGAGGUCUUCUGGUACACCCAUCACCUCUUCGUCAUCUAUUUUGCAGGCCUCGUCAUCCAUGGCAUUGCAGGUGCCGUCCGUGGGCAAACGGCAGACAGCCUGAAGGAGCAUAAUCCAAAGGAAUGUGCACCCUACUAUACAGAGUGGGAUAAAGAGAGCAGCCCUCACAACUGCAAAGAGCCCGAGUUUGGGAGUAUCCCUGCUGAAUCCUGGAAAUGGGUUUUGGCCCCUCUGAUUCUCUAUGCCUUCGAACGAGUCUUGCGGUUUUGGCGUUCCUGUCAGGAAGUGGCCGUCACCAAGGUUGUCAAGCACCCCUCGAAAGUGCUUGAGCUGCAGAUGCGCAUGAAGGGUUUCAGCAUGGAAGUGGGGCAGUAUGUUUUCCUGAACUGCCCCUCCAUCUCCCACUGGGAAUGGCAUCCGUUCACCCUCACAUCCGCACCAGAGGAGGAGGACUUCUCUGUUCACAUCCGAGCAGCAGGCGACUGGACAGAGUCUCUAAUCGACGCCUUUGAGCAGCAGACUCCAAAGAUACCCAGGAUCAAGGUGGACGGCCCCUUUGGCACAGCCAGUGAGGAUGUGUUCCGGUAUGAGGUGGCCAUGUUGGUGGGAGCAGGGAUUGGAGUGACCCCCUUUGCCUCGGUGCUGAAAUCCAUUUGGUACAAGCUCCAGCAUGCUGAUCAGAAACUCAAAACUAAAAAGAUUUACUUCUACUGGAUCUGCCGUGAAACUGGGUCCUUUGGCUGGUUCAAGAACCUGCUGGCUUCCCUGGAACAAGAGAUGGAGAGCUCUGGCAGAGCAGGUUUCUUGAGCUACCACCUUUUUCUCACUGGCUGGAGCAGCAGUAUGGUUGGUCAUGCAGCGCUCAACGUUGACAAAGCCACGGAUGUGGUGACAGGCCUGAGGCAGAAGACAUCCUUUGGGAGGCCCAUGUGGAGCAAUGAAUUUUCAGCGGUGGCAGCUGCACAUCCCAAGUCUGUGGUGGGUGUUUUCCUGUGUGGACCAGGCCCACUGGCUAAAUCUCUGCAAAGGUGCUGCCAUCAACACUCCAGCCUGGAUCCGAGGAAGGUCCAGUUCUACUUCAAUAAAGAGAACUUCUAG